Messenger RNA from Cotesia congregata, 231 nucleotides. NCBI's taxonomy places the organism in Eukaryota, Metazoa, Arthropoda, Insecta, Hymenoptera, Braconidae. The record is from the annotation of a GenBank genome assembly.
AUGCUUGCAGUUAUACACCGAAUAUCAGGAGCAGCUUCCUCGGCGGGUCAGCUUCACCCAAUGACAGAUUAUCGCAGACUCGCUUGUCCUAGCUGUGGCAAAAGUUACAAGUAUAGAGGCGGGUUAAUGAGACACAUAGCCGAGUGUUUUCCUGAGCAGGCUUCCGACGGCUCGCUGGACCUCACCAGCGUUGAUCACUUCAAGGAGAAGAUGUACAAAUUCCCCAAAUAA